This is a messenger RNA of Lytechinus pictus (painted urchin), 5851 nucleotides long. Its product is annotated as E3 ubiquitin-protein ligase PDZRN3-like. The record is from RefSeq and is a predicted model, not a curated record. Lineage: Eukaryota; Metazoa; Echinodermata; Echinoidea; Temnopleuroida; Toxopneustidae. The transcript has a single exon. Gene Ontology annotation, molecular function: metal ion binding. The coding region runs from base 2115 to 3167 and encodes 350 amino acids.
UGAGCAUCUCAAUCAAAGGGUAAGACGGUAUACUAGGAUAAUAGGCACGGCGCAACACUGGGUGAGAGUCUCGCUAGCGAUGCAAGAGUCUAAUUGAGCUGGCUACGGAAGAUGUAUAGAGCAGCCGGGAGGGAAUGUAAUACUCCUCCUGAAUAUAUUAUUCAGCGCACCGUAAGGAUCUUGUGCUAUCUUCACCUGUCAUUUACGAGCCAUGGCGCCGGGGCUCGCGGGUUUGACCAAUGCGUGUGGUGAUGAUGCCCAGUAUUUCUCAAGGAUGCGAAGCGAGAUUCUUUUCGGAGGUUCCGACAGGCACGGAGGAUGCGUGAAUAAAUCUUUUUGGAGUGAAUUCAUGAGACAUCUUCAUUACUUAUACAUGCGCUCUUCUCUUUCACAUCUGAGUGAAGAGGACUGAAAGGAGGCAUCAAUUUUUUGUCGCGUUACUUUAAUUUGCCUUAGGAGAUUCGUUCGUGGAUAUCACUUGAUAGUGCAUGUGGAGAGGUCGGAUACAUAUCUGGAUGAUGUGAUUGUGAAAGGUGACUUUGAAAUAGCCUACUUUGCAUCAAUGUGAGCCCGUGUGUCGCAUUUCCUUAAUUGUAUCUACUAGUAUAAUGGGCACGACAGAGGAAUAGAACAAAAACGUAUUUGAUUAUUACAAGAAAGGAAGAUUCAACUUCUUAUAUCGCUUCAGCUCUUCAGUUACAAUUCAUAAACUAUAUGAAAUGAUCGUGAUCUUUGACCAUUGAUGGACAUUAAUUAAUUUCUCAAGGUUUUAUUAACUAAUGUGGUGUGGCUCAUAAAUUAAUUUAGUUUUACACAUUAUUUCAAGUAUAGAGGGAAAAAUUUUUCCAGCAGCUUGGAAUCGCCCAUAUUAUCAUACUCGUGUCAAAAUAACUCGGGUAUUGCAAGCAGAAAGUACUUCGACUUUAGAUGCGAGCGUUCAAUCAUGUUACUUGCUCAAAGGUGACUUUUGCGUGACGUCGACAACUUAAUCCACAGUUUGCAAUCAACGCCUAAAGAUUUAAUUAUCAGCGUGUCGCACGAUCACCUCAAAAGCCGUUUAACCCUUGUAGUCUCGGGCGGAUAUGUCAGAAGUUAAUCCCUCACGCAAGGAUUACCACAGUGUAUGAACACGAAACUAAAUUAUACCGAGGACAGACAUACUAGAACCACGCAUGCAUAUACUGCUUUACAUCUGUACAUGGUGGGCAAGGUUUAGCUUGGUUACAUUCGUCAUGCACUGCAAGGGUAUAUAUCUAUAUCUCGCUGUCAUUUAGUUUUCUCUGCAGCCUACAUAAUGACCACACCUAAAUGACAGUUCUUCGUCACCUACCGCAUUUAGACAACUUUCACUCUUUCAUUUCUGUAUUUCCCUACAAUAUUUAUUAUCAGUCGGGAGAUCUCAACACGCUAUCAGGUCAGCUCCAUUUCACUUUCCAGGCAAUACUUCCUGAAGGCCUAUAUCCUGUCUAUACGAGCGAUAUACCCAGGCCAGUAUACAUUUAAGUAGAUAAUAUACUCGGAAAUCAUUCGACGUGUAAGAAUGUAGACACCACUGCUAUGCUUAUCAAAUUAAAAGUCGCAGUCUCCCACGUGGCAUGCUAUAUUUGCCUGGUCUAAUUCAAUAUUUGAUAAGGAUCGCAUCUGGAAGCAGUCGAGCUGCUAUCUUAUGCUGAUGGUGAAUGUGGAUUUAUCGAAGUAUAAUUCGUUCAUGAUCGUAUGACAGCAAACUGGGUUUUGUGUUCAUUUUGAUGGAUCAAAUUGCACUUGUUACGACUGUCAUCUGUCGUCAUUAUAAUAAAUAAAACUGAAAACAUUUGUUUCCAUUGGAUGUGUGAAUACAAUAAUUGGUUGGAUCAAGGUGUACCUAGUUUAGUGUCACUGGGAGUUAUCAGUGUAUUGUCAAUCAGCAUAAUGAUUUGGAGUUAACUCGACAUCGCAUUUCGAUUGCUCGGGGAAUGAUCAUAUUACAAGUUCCGUCAUAUAUCUUUCAAAUAACUAUGAAGCACUGAUAACAUUUCCUAUAUAACUUUUGUCAGGAUUAAAGUAUUUUUUUCAUUCUACUACAUACUUUUUCUACUGUGACAAGAUCUAGGCCUAUAUAUACACCCAACAAGAUGGGGUACUCGAUGGAAAAGUUUGUGACGAAGCCCAACCCUAAUCUGAUCUGUGGCAUCUGCGCGUGUGUUCUUCGGGAUGCUGUCCUGACCCGUUGCGGACACGCCUUCUGCCAGGCAUGUCUAGACACCUGGUUGGCCAGACCAUUGGCGGGAACCUGUCCUCAAUGUCGCACCUGCAUCAGUAAGUUCCAGGUCAGCCCUGUCUGGGCCAUCAGGGAAAUCAUCAACGGAUUGUCCAUAUACUGCAGCAAUGCUGACCGCGGCUGCUCCCUGACAUUGGGUGUCGAGAACCUGGAAAAGCACCUGGACUCCUGCGGCUACGCACCUGUAGAAUGUGUGGCUUGUGGCGUUGUGGUCAACAGACUCGAUUAUCCGGCUCACACGGUUGACUGUGAGAAAUACACAAUGGAGAAAAGUGGACAGCAGAUUUCGACCCAGACCUCAACCGCACCCGACGCACCGGACAUCGAGAAGUUGAACCAACGACUGAACGCUCUUGAGAUACAGCUGAAGCAUAGCCGGAAGCAGCUCCAUCUAUGCCAAGCCGACAACCGAAAACUGGAACGGGAGUUGUCCAAAACACGCAUCGACCUGCAGAGAAAACGAACUGAAUUCAACAGCUUCAAAGCCCAGAUGUGUGAGUUCGACCCCGAUUAUUCGUAUGGCUUUCACCCAGAUGGCAUCUCAAAACUCUCCCUCCUCAUCGCCUGCCAUCAACUGGAGAAACCCGACAACAUCGACCAGAACCGCAUCUUCAACUGCAUCCAGCGUUGCUAUGACAACUUCGCACGCUGCGGUUCCCGGUUCGAGCACGACGUCCAUAUGCUGAUCGCCACCGCCUAUGCCAGUAAGUGGUUUUCUGAUAACCAGAAGAUCAACUUUCAUUGUUGGUUGCAGAGCAUCGCAAGAUAUCGAAAGUAUGCUGACUGGGGCAGGACAGCUGUCAGUCAACAAGGCCUCCAUCAACAUCAUCAAGAUGAUGGGAAUUUGAUGAGAGGUCAGGUUCAUCGAGGUACGGUCAAUAUAGGGAGUAACCAAUUAUCUAGGUAACUGUCUCUUCGAUGAAUCCUCAAGUUAAUAAAGAAUCAAGACCGUAUACUGUACAUUAGAAUGAAAAGCAAGCAUUUGAGUUUAAUGUAAUCCAGAAGAAUGAAUGUAGAUUUGUUCAUUUAAUUGAAAUUUCGAGAGUUCUUUUACCCAAUAGAAUUAGCAGGCAAUUAGUAAGCAAAAAUACCGGGAACAAAUUAUUCUUCUUGGUUUUGUAGGCAUACAUAUUAUAACCCACCCCUACCUUGAAGUUAUGUUGUGGUUCUUUAUAGAAUAAUUUGAAGAGCAUACAAUUUUUACUCGUAAUGUCAAAUAAGAAGUUUUUUUUAAGGCAGAUAGAUUACCUUAUCAUCAUACCACUUAUUAUCUAUGUUAUAUGCCUAUUGCCCAUCCCAUUUACAAAACAUAGUGCCUAUAAAAAAUAUUUCCUGUCACACAUUUAGAAACUAAUAUAUUCGUAAAAUAAUUAAUAGAUGGGUUAAGAUGAAUUAAAAGCACGGUUUUUCAGUUAAAAAAAAAUAUUUCCAGAACCAUUCUUGUGCUGGUUUAUUAUGUUAAUGUGAGACAUACGCCAAAGCUUUAAUUAGCAGCAUUUAGUAAUGAAUGAUAAUUUCAUACUCAGAAUUUAUGAAUAUUUAGUUUAUUGCCAAUAACAAUUCUUUCUGUUAUCAUAAUGUAUUAUGUAUGUGGCAAACAUUUGUUGACAAUGGCAUUUAUUAUGAUCUACCUCAAAAUGUGAUCAUUAUUACCGUUAGGCCUAUACUAUUUAAAUAAAUCUUUUGGAAUUGAAUUCUCAUCUUCAAUACCAGUGCUUACACUGUCAUGUAAAAAUUUGUUGUUGAAAUAACCUUCAUUGUUGCACCUAUCACUGCCUAUUAAAUGUAUAAGUUUACAUUAGAUAGAAUAGUAUUGAUAUACUUUAUAGUAACUCACAAUAUUCUUCUUGUUUAGUUUUGUACGAUUCACAGAUACAUUAUUUGUCAGUUUACUGCAUGUAUGUGCUAUUUUGAUAUAUUCGAGUGCCAUAGGGGGUGUAAGAGCUUCGAGAUAAUUAUGCACUGCAAAAACUCCAGUGUUGAUUUAACACCAUACCGGAAUCUAUAUAUGUCCACACCAGAGAAGUAUUGAAAAAACACCAGUCUGGAAUCAAACCGAUGCUGUUUUAAUUCUAAUUGGUGUUGUAUAAACACCUAUCUGGUGUUAGACCAAAACCAAACUGGUGUUGUUCAACACUUCUCUGGUGUGGACAUAUAUAGAUUCCAGGCUGGUGUUAAAAUCAACACCGGAGCUUUUGCAGUGUGGUAAUAUGAUGAACCUUAGCCAAUAUUAUGUAUCAGGCAAUUUUUCCCAAAUUUUGUCAUCAAUGUCCAAGGGUAGGGGAACCAGGGGCUGGAAAAUUUGACAAGCAAAAAAAAAUAGUUAUCACCGCAAAUGUAAGGUCAUUUCGACCAAAAUAAAUUUGACAAGCAAAAAAAAAAAAGUUAUCACCCAAUAAGUAAGGACAUCUCGCCCAAAAUACAUGUUUUAAUUCAAUUUCUUUCUUUCCAUCAUAAAAGGCCGAAAAUUGUAGGGAGCAUUUGAUUGUGUCCCCCUACUAUUUUGGGUAGGGGGGGGCACGUCCUUCUGUCCCCCUGGGAUUUCCGCCCAUGCCAAGGUCCAGUCUAGAACAAUUUUAAAACCGCAUUUAUUGAUAACAGCAAUGAUUUGAAUUUCCUUUAACUGUUAAAAAAGGGUAACUUCAACAUUUCGAACUGAUUGCAGAUCAGAACGCUCCCGAUGAAGAUCAUCAUUAAUUCUGACAUUUUCAGUCCUUUCCACAGUCCUAUACAUGGAAAGAGGUUUUGAAUCAAAAUGUAAAAUAAAAAUAGUCCACAGAUAUCUUACUUUGAUCUAGUAAAGUUGCAGAAUGUAUCAAAUAAAACACUUUUUAUUUCAUACCAUCCGCUUUAUAACUAUUUCAUACAAUAAUAAUUGGAAUAGUGAUAUAUGUGCUUAAACGUGCUAAAUUCGUAGGAAAUGUAUUUUUUUACGUGUGUGCUAUAUUGCAAAUGGUGAACGUAAUGACCCAUUAUUAUUGUUGACUCUAGUAAUGUGAUUAUUGUGCAUUAAUAAUUGGUGGAAAUUUUAAACGAACAUGCCGUUUCAAGGGGGAGGGGUUGAGAAUAAUCAUUUUGACCAAAAAUGUUGGCACUGUAUCUAGUAUUCGCAUCUAACGUAAUAAAAUCAUGACAUAGAAAUUUAGAUUAAUUAUGUUAAAAAGUGUUGAUUGGACUUUAUCUAAAUGUAAUCGCUUCCGGUUGGACAAUAUUCAAAAUAUUCAAAAUUAAAUCUGUUUGGAGUGGGGCUUUUGAGUUUUUUUUUAAUUUGCUAUUAUUAUCAUUAUUAUUUUACUAUUGAUUGUAUUUUGUCUAGAUUCCACAUUCGUAUCACAAGUUCUUGUACUUUGGUAACACAUUGCUUGUAUUUGUAUUAUUUGUAUUAUUAUGCCGAGAAAAGACAGGACAGAGUGAGUUGAUGGGAAUAUAGUAGAAUACAACGUCCCUUUCUAGGAAACAGCUAUAUCAUUAUUUGAAUGCCAUAUAUAGAUGUAUAAAAAAUUAGUGAUCUUUUGUUUAAAAUUGAAAGAGAGUAGAUGAAGUAGCCUCCAUGCAGUUUAAACUGAAUUAAAUACCUUUAUGACAAAUAUA